CUGAUAAAGAACCCAGCAAACCACAAGCUCGAGAGCUCGAACCUUCACACUCAGAAACACAACGCACGUACGCAUCCACACUCCACACACAGUAGGAGAUGGCCGGAGGAGACGGUGAGCUGAAGCUGCUCGGCAUGUGGGCGAGCCCGUUCGUCACCAGAGCGAAGCUCGCGCUUCACAUCAAGGGCCUGAGCUACGACUACGUCGAGGAGGAUCUCGGGAACAAGAGCGAGCUCCUGCUGAGCUCCAACCCGGUGCACAAGGCGGUGCCCGUGCUGAUCCACAAUGGCAAGCCUGUCUGCGAGUCGCAGAUCGUCGUGCAGUACAUCGACGAGGCCUUCGCCGGCACCGGCCCGUCCCUUCUCCCAGCCGACCCCUACGAACGCGCCGUUGCUCGCUUCUGGGCCGCCUACAUUGAUGGCAAGCUAGGGACCCCGUGGCAGCAGGUGUUCAGGGUGAAGACGGACGAGGAGAGGGCCGAGGCGAUGAAGCAGACGUUUGCGGCGGUGGACGCUCUGGAGGGAGGCCUCAAGGAAUGCUCCAAGGGGAAGGACUUCUUCGGCGGCGACAGCGUUGGGUACGUUGACGUCGUUCUGGGAGGCUUGGUCUCGUGGGUGAAGGCGACCAACGUGCUCGUCGGUGCGGAGCUCUUCGACGCAGCCAAGACGCCGCACCUGGCCGCGUGGAUGGACCGCUUCUGCGAGCUCGACGCGGCCAAGGCGGUCCUGCAGGACGUCGACGCGGUGGUCGAGUACGCCAAGGCGGUGCAGGCACGGGCUGCUGCCGCGGCUGCAAGCAACUAGUAAAGGAAUGGAACCCAGAAUGGCGACGUGGAUCCUGUUGGGUCGGAGAGAAGAAAAAAAAAUACUGCUAUUGGCUUCGAUGUGGAUAGCAGAUCAUAGAAACGUCUCUGAUGCAUGUGAUUGCACGUUUGCACAGUGCAGGUUUU
Molecule: messenger RNA, 949 nt
Organism: Phragmites australis (common reed)
Lineage: Eukaryota; Viridiplantae; Streptophyta; Magnoliopsida; Poales; Poaceae
Product: probable glutathione S-transferase GSTU6
Exons: 2
Coding region: 99-803 (234 amino acids)
Biological process (GO): glutathione metabolic process
Cellular component (GO): cytoplasm
Molecular function (GO): glutathione transferase activity
Source: RefSeq, a predicted model, not a curated record